GUGCGUACGUGCUGAAUCAGCACAAAAUCACGGACGAUGUUGGUGGAAGAAGCUAGAAGGUGUUGUUUCGUGCUAGUGGGUAACAUUCCCGUGGAACUGAGGUCCGCCGAUCUACGGGCCUUCUUCUCACAUCUGGUGGAGCGGCGAGCCUUCGCCUGCUUCCACUUCAGGCAUCGACCUGAGCACCUGCCCAUAGUCAGCAGCGUCACCUCUGCCUCUACUGGGCCCCAGACCGCGACCGACCACACGGCUCCAGGGGCCAGCAAGAGGCUGACACCACUCGACGAAGGCGAUGCUACGGCUAAAGAAUCUACCGUGGGACAAGAAAUAAGCUUUCCCUCGGAGUCCGCCGAGACGGCUGAUGGCGGCGGAGAGGGUCGAGGAGAGAGUGGCGAGAGCGAGACUCCUGCUAUUCUACGGACGGUGGAAGCGGGUCUGAAGACGUCUGCGUCGCGUUGUUGCGUAGCUGCCGUGCGGAAGGAGCACGAGCCCGAACUACUGAGGCGAUACGGCCGCGGGAGACACUGGGCCAAGUCGGACGGGACGCUUCUCAGUAGAAAAGUCAAACUCAGUAGAUUGCAAGUAUCCUUUGAGGAAGCUGACCAUACCGAGUCAAUCACAGCUGCUGGUGAUGAUCGAACCAAGGUGGGGAUCCCAUGGAGUGACCUCUGCACCCUACCAGAGCUAAACCCUCCCUCUGUCAUGCCAAACGGGAAUGUGGGAACACCGACAGCAUCCUUCCUGGAUCUCAUCCGUCAGUGUAAGCUGCCCGGUAGACUCAUUGGGAAACUCGGUCUGGAAUUUCCAAAGUGGCGCAGUAAGCGGAAGUACGGGGCAGUAGGCCUGGACUAUGGGUGUGGGGAGGAGGUGAGAGGAGGGAGAGGGAGUGAGGAGGAAGAGGAGGAAGUGACAAAAGAAGAAAAGAGUACGAAAGAAAGUGAUUGCGAACAAGAAGAGGAGGCAUUUAUACCAUCGGAUGAUGAUCAUGACGCUGAAGAGUGGGAGAGAUAUGAGGCACUCCAUGAUGACGUUGAUAAACAAGUGAGUCCGUAUGUCCAGUUAAACAAGUGAGUCUGCAGCGAAUUUCGUAGUCUGAUGUAUAUAGCCAAUCAACACAAGUGAUUUUGUGACUGGAGCAUACGUGUGAAAGUAAAAAUUCUUUACUGCCAAAUCACAAUUUUUGGGCCCCACAAAUCAGUACAUGUGUGUAUGUAGCUGUAGAUUACUUUAUGAUGUAAUUCAGGGUCGUAGCAAGGAGCGACUGUACGAGGAGGAGAUGGAGGUGGUGUGGGAGAAGGGAGGCAGCGGUCUCGUGUUUUACACUGAUGCCAGCCACUGGCAAAACUUGGAGGGAGAUUUCGACGAGCAGUGCUCUAAGGAGGAUGAUUGGGACGUUGACACAGCUCUUUACUAUGACCCAGAAGGUGGAGACAAGGCUGCACGUGAUAUGAGGGACAUGAGGCACGAACAGAGCAUUCGAGAAGGUGCCCAGCAAGCCGGUGUGUUUGCUGGCUUUGAGCGGUACACCAAAGGUGUGGGGAGCAAGGUCCUGCGACGCUCGGGCUGGACUGAAGGCAGUGGAGUUGGCAGAGCCUCCGAUGGUCGAACUGUGCCUGUGGACACAGAGGGACAACACCCUCACAACAAGACUGGAUUUGGCUACCGUGGUGAGAAGUUAAUCAGACACAUGCCGCAGAGGAACAAAAGGCCACGUAGAGCCACUCGUGAUGUAAUAAUCUCGACGGUGUAUGACAGAGUUGAGGAGGAAGAAAGCACGGUGCUGAGAUCUGCCCCUUCACGCACCAUCAAGUACAGGCAACCAGGGAUCCAGUUUGUCGCUGGGAAGCCUCUCUCACAGCCACAACAAACUAUCGUUUCAGCUGACUCACCAUCUUCAUGAAUCAUUAACUCAUCAGUAUAGCAUUGAUACAUUACACAUGUAACAUGGUGUUGAACAUAAGAGUGUCCUUCCUUCUGCUAUAUAACCUUUCCUGCUGUUGUUAUAAUUGAUUUCCGUCAUAAAUAUGCUUUGCAGCUGCUAUAUAUGACCCAUCAGCGGGUUGAUAUGUUCUGUUUUUAUAAGGUCUCUCAGUCUCUGCGGCUGCAGGUAGCUUCCUCCUCUUCUUGCUGUUGCAGAGAGUCAAUGUACGGUCUCACCAUCUUGUCGAACCCGGUCACCGCUUUAUCUCGCAGCUGGAUACGGGCCAGUCUCGCCUGCUCUUCCUCCUGAACAUCAAUAGUUAUAUACCAGAAAGAAAAUAGU
Molecule: messenger RNA, 2263 nt
Organism: Geodia barretti
Lineage: Eukaryota; Metazoa; Porifera; Demospongiae; Tetractinellida; Geodiidae
Source: the annotation of a GenBank genome assembly